AUGUCAGAAAUUAACGAUCAAUCGUCGGAUACAAGUUCGGAAUUAAAUUGGCCAGUCGAUCAUACAAUGGAUCGUAUGAUAGCUCCUGACCGCGUCGUCUUCGAAAAUGUGGCCGAUCAGUAUGUAAAGGGCGAAGAUGUCACAGCAUUUUUUACGGUUUUACCAGAUGUUAAAAUCAAUACGAAUGAAGAUCAAAUCGGUCUAUUACGCGUCGGCUCAACAAAUAUCAAAGAAUGUGUAGCAUUUGCUCCUGUUCAAUUCAAUCCUUCGACAGCAUCCGGCUCGACUUUUCAUGGCACAGCAACGUUUCCUUCAUCAUCGUUGCCAGUUACUGAUGAUGAAUUCUAUCAAUUUUGUUACAUUACUAAUAAAACGAAAAAUAUCGCCUCAUCGAUUCCAUUCCAACUGAAUUGUGCAUUAGAUGACGUCGAUCUUCUAUCAAAUGCACCAGUCAGUAGAUCAAAACCGGAUGGUCUGAUUGCUCUAGCUGAUCAAGACAACGACGACGUUGUUAUUAUUCAUACGAAACGAAUGUUAACCGAAGAAAAACUUCGCAAAGAAAAUCGCCACCUAUUAGAGAUGAAUCGUCACUUGGAAUCACAACGCGACGAAUGUCAAGCAAAACUUGAACUCUUGAACACAAAAACAAAGGAAGACAUGGAAAAAUUCCAACAUAAUAUGCAAGCACUCGCGACGUCACAUAAAACAGCUAUUGCUGAGUUAUCAUCUCGACAACAAUUGGAAUCAAAUCUACGUGCUCAGUUUGACGCUUGCCAAAAAUUAUGUGAACAAUACCAAAGCGAUUCACUUCGACAUGCUGAACGUAGCCGAACACUUGAAGAUGCACACGCUCAAGUUUCUAAUGAUGCUAACCAACUUCGUUCACAAUUGGCUGUUACUUCACAAUUGGCAAAAGAUCAAGCGACACAAAUUAUUGGAUUAGAGCGACAAUUGAUGCAAUCCAACGAAUUAGCUAAAGGAUCGAAUCAACGUCAACUAUCCUUAGAACAGCAAUUACGCGAUUUACGUUUAACGUCAGAAAAGCAUCAGCUGUCGACUAAAGGACAGUUAAACGAAUAUAAGACGCUUAUUGAACAAAACACAAAUCAGAUUGAAACAUUGGAAAAAGAUAAUAAUUCAUUAAGAGAAGAAGUCGAUUCCCUUCGCGCUGAUAACGGACGUUUAACAGAACAAUCUGAAGCUGACAAAGCAACAAUUAAAGAUUUAGCAGAACAAUUAGAUCGACAACAUGCAGAAAAUGAAGCACUUAAAAGUCAACGGGAAGUUGUUCAAAAUGAACUGGAUGAAUUCCAAUCGAAACAACAAGCAAUGAUUACAUUAACUAAUUCGUUUGACGAAAUCAAAAAACGUUGCGUUAAACAUCAAAAGAGUGAAAUCGAAGUCAAACGACAAUUGGUUGCUCACAAGAGCUUCAUCAGUGACUUACAAAAUGAAAAACAAGAACUCAUCGAACGUUUGGCGCACGGUGCUGAAGAAUACAAAACAUUAUUCCGCAAAUGUGCCAUGCUUGAACAAAAAUUAGGUGGCAUUUCUUCCUUGGAAGAAAUUGUUCAAUCACCCACACCUGUCACAACACCAAUGACAGAAGAGGAAGAGAAAGAACAACAACAACAACAACCAGUAACUGGAGCAGUCUCUGACGAGCAGGAGAAGUUCGUUCCAACUUUGUGUAAUACUGCUGUAAAUCAAACAGAAGAAAACAAUCAAUCAUUAUCCGGCUCAGUUUCCGAUGUUGAUGGAGAAAUACGUGUAUGUCCGAUGUGCUAUUGGCAGUUUCCAGCGGAUAUGGUUGUCAAUGCUAAACAUGAACAUAUUGAAAGCCAUUUCCAGGGCUAA
This is a messenger RNA of Adineta ricciae, 1857 nucleotides long. The record is from the annotation of a GenBank genome assembly. Lineage: Eukaryota; Metazoa; Rotifera; Eurotatoria; Adinetida; Adinetidae.